This is a messenger RNA of Malassezia pachydermatis, 843 nucleotides long. Its product is annotated as exosome complex exonuclease rrp40. Gene Ontology annotation, biological process: TRAMP-dependent tRNA surveillance pathway; U4 snRNA 3'-end processing; nuclear polyadenylation-dependent rRNA catabolic process. The coding region runs from base 1 to 843 and encodes 280 amino acids. The transcript has a single exon. The record is from RefSeq and is a predicted model, not a curated record. Gene Ontology annotation, cellular component: nuclear exosome (RNase complex); cytoplasmic exosome (RNase complex). Gene Ontology annotation, molecular function: RNA binding. Lineage: Eukaryota; Fungi; Basidiomycota; Malasseziomycetes; Malasseziales; Malasseziaceae.
AUGGUCGUGGUACUUCCUGGCGACGUGGUAGCCGACGCGGCGCCGUCACAGAAUGAGAUCAAGCUGGGGCCAAGUUUGCUGCCUACGCCCAAUGCAUCACAGGCACCAGCAUCGCUGACGAGUAUCCGCAGUGGCGCGCUGGGUCACUUACAGAUGCGCCAACGUUCACGCGCCGAAGGCUCGCAGUCCACCACCCAAAUCCACGGCUGGUAUGUGGAAGGCGGUGCACGUCGAUACGUACCGCAAACUGGCGAUCGUGUAAUCGGCCAGGUGACAAACCGCGGGAUGGAAUCAUAUACGGUGACACUUUUUUCUGCUCAAGCCGCAACGUUGCCUGUGCUGGCGUUCGAGGGCGCCACACGGCGCAACCGGCCCAAUCUAGAGAUCGGCGCACUGGUAUACGCACGUGUCGUUAGCGCUGAGCCAUGGACAGAGCCAGAGCUUAGCUGCAUCGAUGCAGUGACUGGCAAAGCGGACGGCAUGGGCGAAUUGCAGGCCAAGACGCCAGACGUAGCGAUGGUGUGGCAGGUCCCUACCUCACUUACCCACAGCUUACUUCGCCCACAGCAUCCACUGCUCGGCCAGGUGGCCAAGCACUUUUCGUUUGAGGCGGCGAUCGGUGCCAAUGGUCUGGUAUGGGUGCGCACAGCGUCCCCCGAGCACGCCAUUGCCAUCGGACGCAUCUUGGAAGCUGCCACAAAAGCCAGCGAAGCCCAUGCGUUUUCGUCACCAAAAGAAGAAGAGGAAGAUGCGGAUACCAACCCCACCACGUUGCAUCGGCGCGUAGCGCUCUGUGGUACCCUGCCUCCUGCGACGAUUGCGCGUCUUGCACGCUCUGUAUAA